Messenger RNA from Nematostella vectensis (starlet sea anemone), 2036 nucleotides. RefSeq lists its product as uncharacterized. The transcript is spliced from 8 exons. Lineage: Eukaryota; Metazoa; Cnidaria; Anthozoa; Actiniaria; Edwardsiidae. The record is from RefSeq and is a predicted model, not a curated record. Bases 236 to 1447 code for a protein of 403 amino acids.
UACACUGUCCGUUUUUUAUGUUUGACGACUAGGCCCUAAAAAAGUGUUGUUUACGUUCCGCACUGCUUUGCAUUUGGAAUUAAUGGAAUGGACCCCUACUGAUCGCUUCCACAAUUCUCUGGGCGUUGAAUAAAGCCCAACCGAAAGGCUCCCGGAUAAUCAUUGUGGGCACGAUACACAGCUCGGUGUACGAGCAUUUAUUCAGCAAUGUUUGCAAUUUGGUAUUCAUAUCAAAAUGGCCUUUCCACGACCGUUACAGAUUCUGGCAAUCAUUUCAGUUUUCUCCUUGUCUUGCGCACAAGUUGUUAUGUUGGGAAACUGUAAUAAGACGUUUUUCAACGAGGAGGCAGCGAAAUGUCAGCGGAUUGCCCUUGAAAAGAUGGUCACGCUUAAACGAACAUGCGCAGAUGUGGAAAUGGCCAUGAAAGAAAAGUGCGUUGAACCCCACGUUAGUCACUGUCUUAAGGGGACGCCUUACGCUGUUUUUAUGAGCUCCGCUAGUCAAUUUCUUGAAAAAGUCAUGUUUACUUGCAAUCCAUCGGACAGUUUCAUUUCGAAUGGAAUGCUUAUCCAAGCUCUUCAGUGUAACUCCUCUGUGAUGGAAGUCGAAGAUAUGUUGAAGCGAAGAAUUCCAGACUGCUGGAGACCCAUGGCCCGCAAACUGUCCGGCCAAAACGGAAAUCCACAGGACCCUGCACUCUGUCAGAUGUACCAGGAUGCAAAGCGGUGCGUGUCUAACGAGACCGCGCGCUAUUGUCAUAACAUCAAUGUUGAGAGUGACCCGUGUAACAUCUUCUGUGCGAGUAAGGCUGACCAUAGUAAAGUGUGUCAAGAGUUACCUAAGAGGAUGCUGUGUAGUAACAUCACCGAACUCUACAGCAAAGUAAAACAAUGCCACACCACCUUCAUCGAUUUGGUCUCAGGGAACCUCAGUAACACCUGCAGCAACACUCUCCCUAAGUACCACAACUGCAUCGGCGGUCACAUCAUCGGCUGCUUUGACCCGUACCCAGACCCUUCCCAGUUCACCAUGAUUAGGGACCUGGUAACCAGUGCCACGUGGACCACGCGCCUGUUCUGCUCGGCCGCUCCGCUCAACCUGGCCACAUUUCCAAACGACAUGAAGCGCUUCGUCCCUGGAUGUACUCAGAAGUUUUUCGUUGAGGCUGAAAAAUGCGGUGCUGGCAUGAGAGGAACCUUCAAGGAAAAGCGAUCCGACAAGGAAUUUAUGUGCAGGGAGUUCUCAGAGGCAAAAGAGUGUUUCCGCGGUGCCGCUCGUGAUUACUGCGGAUACAGCAAAGACGCACUUGACGCAAUCACCGGCGACCAUUUCAAUCCGUACUGUAAGGAUUUAAAAGAUAUCUCAGCUGCGCCAAAGUCGCAACUCGUGGCCUCCGCCAUCUUGCUUUCAAUCUGUCUGCAGAUAGCAAGGCUCGUUGCCCUUUGAAUACAGACUUUAUACAUUAUGGCCUCAGCCAUCUUUAUUUCCUUCGACCCCGGGUUAGCAAGGCUCGUUGCCCUUUGAAUACAGACUUUAUACAUUAUGGCCUCAGCCAUCUUUCUUUCAACCUACCAGCAGUAAGCUAGGAUCGUUGUCUUCUUGAUGUCCGGCUCAAGUUAAGCUAAUGCAAACAUUAACUGAUUACAGUGCUAGACACAUUGAGAAUUACAAUAGUAUAAUUUUACUAAGUAAAAAUUAAAUUCAGUGAAAUUACAUGACUUUGAGGACUUACCUUCGUUGUUGGUACCUUCGCUAGUUAGUUGUAUCACUGCUCAUUUUAUUUCAGUAACAAAUAAUAGUGUAAAUGAUAACCAAGUCAUCGUGGAAAAACCUUUUAUGAUAUUGUAUGCACUAUGCACUCCUCUGCCUCCUUUUGCACAGGAGGUGGCUUCGAUGAGAGGUAUUUGCCACAAAUUAAAAUGAAGAGGAGUUGUCACCAAGCGAAAUAUACUUCUUACAGACUAGUUAUUUUUGCACAUUGGUUAUAUUAACAAGAGCUGUUCCAAAAAGGAAUUAAACAUUUGUUUCACACGUU